Messenger RNA from Drosophila ficusphila, 4352 nucleotides. RefSeq lists its product as uncharacterized. NCBI's taxonomy places the organism in Eukaryota, Metazoa, Arthropoda, Insecta, Diptera, Drosophilidae. The coding region runs from base 438 to 4037 and encodes 1199 amino acids. The transcript has 6 exons. Gene Ontology annotation, cellular component: MSL complex. The record is from RefSeq and is a predicted model, not a curated record.
UUCGUUCCCACGUUGUCCUGAAUCACGCAUUAAGACAAAAUCGCUAGAAGCUGUAUUUAAUAAUUGUUCAAAUUGCUGUGAUAUAAUUUUAAAAAGUGGAUUUAGGCAAGGCACGAAACCAAGGAAGAGAUUAUUUGUCGUAUACAGUACUGAAUAUAAAAAUUAUUGAGUCCUCGAACUCAAUAUGAAGAGAGAAAACUCACGAUAUCUGAUUAACCGCAUCUGCGCACCGCAUAAACGCAAAAUUCAUCCGACGAAGCUCUUAAUCGGUAUUGCUCCUGCUCAAAAUACAAAAAAGAUAUAUAAACAGUGCGCAUAUUACAAAGAUAAUAUGUUCGGAUCCGCUCAGGUGUGCAGUGCGUUAGUGUCUUGCCGAGGACCAUCGAAAUUUCGUGCGUAGAGUGUUUUUCUAGCAAAAAUACACAUUUUCAUGCACCAUGAGCUGUUUGGUCAGGAACCGAAAGCGGAAUAGCGGUAGCACGCUGGACGAAUUCGACAAGGUCAGCACUCUGGCAAAUGCUGAUGGAACGGAGUGUGUGUCACCGGACCCGGAUCGGAAUCGGGAAAGAGUUAGGGAGCCGGAUAUUAAUGAACCCGAGCCGGAGUUUGGCCAUCUAAGUGAGACGCGACGCAAGAUUCAUGAUGCCAUUGCAGCAAUGAACGAUGAUAGCUUCGACAAGCGCAUGGCCAGGUUGCUCAUGCAAUACGAGUGUGCCAUUCGGGAAGAGUUCGAGCGGGCUCAGUAUUUGCCCGAGAAGUGCCGAAAACUUUCGAGAAUCUUAAUCGGUCUCACAAAUGUCAUCCACACCAUGGUCCAGGGACGGACUCUUCAGCAGGACGAAGGUUAUAGACAACGCAUGUGCAACAUCGUCGGCUUUUACAUAUCUUGCGAACUCUGUUCCGCCCAAGAGCCGGUGGAGAGCGAGGAGAUCAUCAUCAAUCGGAUCAACAGCUGCCUGAAGCUCUACGUGGAGUACGGAGAAGGUGGCGCAGGCGUCCACCGAGAGCAUGUGCUGCGCUCUCUGCUCGCUGCUCCAAAACUCUUCAACAGAGCCAGUAUUUUGUCCAUGCUUUACAGUCGCCUCUUUCCUCAUUGGUCGAUGCCCAAUAUUAUGAUCCAAGCAGAACUGCCUGACAAACUUUACAUCGAAUACAUACUCAUAUUCUACUACUGGCAACGUCUGGAAUCGGAUGAGUCGGUCAAGGAGCGAAUCGUGGAGUUUGCCGAAAAGUUCAUGAGACCCUCUAGAUCUCUGGCCUUAAAAAGUGUCUAUGCCCACUACUUGCCUAAGUUUACAGAUCCGAUUACGGCCACGCGUACCAUAUUGAACCAUCUGCGGAUAAGCAGCUGCACCAGUUUGCAUGUGGUUAGCAAAGUGGACAAUCGACCGCAACAGUCAAACGAAGUGGUACUAAGCUCCGAUGAUGAAGACAGUUGCCCGAUGUGGGACAUAUCGGGUACGCCGCCAUCCGUGCUGAACAAUCAUCCGCCCGUUUUUCUCCAGAAUCUCUGCCAAAAUGCGCGCCAGUUGGAGCCGUGCAAGCGGGCCAAUGCUCUCUUCAGCGGCAUCGACAACUCCAUUGAAAUCGUUGAGCUACGCGACUCGGACGACGACGUGGAAAUGUUCUCCGUGAACUUUAAUGUGCCUGCCAAUGUGGAUGGUAUUAUCUCAAACUCCAACUCCAACGAUUCGGCGAAUCAAACAACGACAACGAUCCUCGGCGAGGACGAUUCCGUGCCCGUCACCCGCAUCUAUCCCAGCAACCUGCGCACCUACGAAAGGGCCUUGCCGCCACCCGCCACCUACACAGUGCCGCGCAUUGUGAACAGCUACAGCUGUCGCCGGGAUAGCCUUCAUUUGGUGUCGACCACAGCGCCGCAUUUGGUCGAUCAGUGUGUUCAAACGUUUGAGGACGAGGAGCAGGAUCUAAUUGAAGGGGAUCAAUAUCCCAGUGCCCACAGUCAGGGCUUCUUCCCGCGAAGCAGCAGUGCCAGCGUCGCCAGCGGACAACUCACUCCGAUAAUCCACUGCCGGCAAACUUCUAGUCAGAACAGCAACUGCAGUGAUUCGUCACUGCUUAAGAAACAGGUUACCUUCUGUCCACGGCAUCUGGGAGCCACUGCCUCGAACUUCAAGGCCAGUCUAUCCAAGAAGCCAGCCAUCAAGCAGUACAUAACAAAGUCCCCGGCAAACGGUUUAGGAUCUCAACUCUGGAAAGCAGAGCAUCAGAAGGCCAGUGCGAAAAUGUUUGCCAAGCUGGACGCCAAGAUCAAGGCCAGAAAUGAAGCCAUAAAUGUCGCUGCUAGCCAACUAACACCCACAACAAGCAAUGCCUCCAGUGGUACACCCACCAAGAUCUCGGCCACGCCCAACCGCAAUCGGGCAACGCCGCGCGGGCAAAGAGUGGGCUUGCCCACGCCGCCAGCUUCAACGCACAGCUCAAGCAGUCCCUGCCAGAAUCAAAGUGCAACCACCGACAAUCACAGCGAUUGGGGCUUCAGUCGUCGCUUUUUCGCCAAGGCUGCUGGCGAUGAAGUGAGCUACUACAACCAGCUGCUAACCCAGCAGCGUGAGAAUAUCCGCCGUCGCAGGUUAAACAACAAAAAGAAAAAGACUGUAAAAGCAAAGAAACCGGUGCAGAAGGAGCUGGAUCACCAGAAUCUGAUCAAGCAGGCCACGAAGCGACGCCGUGAGCUACGCUACCUUAACGCCCAGAAAAGAAACGAGAUCGAGAAUUUGGAACAGAAUCUGUCCACCAUUCGGAAAUCUGCGCCGCGAAAUUUGCCAAUAAUAAGACUGAAACGGUUUAAUCUCAAGAAAACGGAUGAAACGCCCAAGAGCAAGAGCAAAGAGAAUAUCGAAAGGGCGGAUAUCAAACAGAAGUUACAGGAAAAACCUACCCCAGAGAAAAAGAAAAAGAAAACGAGAAAGAAGAAGCCUCGAAAAGAGCGACAAAAGCAGCCUGAGAACAUUGUUCAAAUGGAGGAAGUGAAGACUUUAGUUUCUUCGCGAAUUGUAAACGAUGAAACAGAGCCAGUUAAAGAAAGCCAUAGGCUUCAAGAGCAAAGUAAGCACGAGCAAGAGCACGAUAUAGAGCAUCAACAAUUUCUGGAAGAGCAGCUUCUCCAGGAACAAUAUCAACUGGAGAUGGACCAGCAAAAGCAGGGGGAAGUGCAGCAGGUAGAGGAGGAGGCGCAACUACUGGAGGAUGAACCGAAGGCAAAUGUUGAAGAUGAAAGCCAGUCAAAGGAUCAGCCACCUGAGGUAGAGAAUCCACAAGAAGUUGAGAGUCAAAUGCUGGCUGAGAGAGAAACAAAUCAUCCAGAGGAUACGCUAUCGGAAGAGGAAGAACCACCUCAUGACGAUGACCGUGAGCUGGAGGAGGAGCAACUCCAAAAGAAUGAAGAGAGACGGCAAUCAGAAAUUCACCCGCAGAUUGAAAAUGAAAUCGAGCCAGCACUAUCACGCCAAAAACCUAAGCGAAGGCGGCGUGUUAAGCGCACCCCUUGGACGCACACAAAGAACAAGCUGAAGAAGCAGAGACUUCUGGCUGACUCCAUGGAAUUCGAAGCAGAUUCUGGACUGGAAACCGCAUCUAUACAACCCGAGCCAGCUCCAGAUGAAGAUCCAGCAGCAAGUGAAGAGUCAUCUUCAGUUAUUGAGCCUGCUCCAGUUGAAGAACAAACUUCAGUUGAUGAACCAACUGCAGUUGAGGAAUCAACUGCAAUUGAGGAAUCAACUCCAGUUGGAAAACCAACCAAGCCAGUUUCAGCUGCCGAUCCAGAACCUGCCUUCGAGUUCGACCAGGACAUGGUGCCCGAGGUGGGCAAUGAACUGGAGAUAGCUGCCCCCAUACGUUCGCCGGAGAACGAGGACAGCAAUUCGAUGCUCUCGCCAUCCCACAACCUCGAACUGGUGACCAGUCAUGUGCCGGUGUACUUGCUCAACGGCGAGAGCCGCGAUGUCAGCACGCCGCUGUCCACCAGCUCGUUCAGUGGCAGCGGAUCGGAGCCAUAUGCCACAUCGAAGGAUUAGAUUAGAGUAGAAAGCCCACCACCAAAACCCAGUUGGAGUUCCAGUUGCCGAUCCCAUCACAACGAUCUUGGCGUGUAAUAGUAUUUAUAAUUUUUCUUUUUUUUUGAAGAGGAGACGCCUGUAAAACUGUUGAUGCACUUGAAAUACUUAGGUUUAUUGUAGUUAAUUAGAAAUUGUUGAAAGUUACUAUUUUAAUUUUAACAUCAUUAUUUGCAAUACACAAUUCCCUCUAAAGUCAACGCGUACCAAAUCCCCGGCAUUAUUUAUGUCAAUUUAAAAAAUAAAAUGAAAUUACUAGUGUAUAUUGUGCGUAAA